Molecule: messenger RNA, 1572 nt
Organism: Prunus dulcis (almond)
Lineage: Eukaryota; Viridiplantae; Streptophyta; Magnoliopsida; Rosales; Rosaceae
Product: lanC-like protein GCR2
Exons: 6
Coding region: 195-1424 (409 amino acids)
Biological process (GO): peptide modification; carbohydrate metabolic process
Cellular component (GO): plasma membrane
Source: RefSeq, a predicted model, not a curated record
CAAGGAAUUAAUUUCUUAUUCUCAAAGCUCAACCACUAUCCGAGAAUACCCGCGAACCAAACGCCUACUAAGCUGCAGCCUGCGCACGUGUAAGUAGUUCGAGAGAGCUCGAGCACAGCCUACACUGGCAGCGGUGAACCCAGUGAAGCAAAGUAACGCCACCAGUUGUCCUUGAUUCUGUGCGUAAGCGAGAAAUGGCGGAUCGAUUUUUCCCGAACGAAAUGCUAGACUUUGUGGCAGAGGCAGCAGCAGACGAGGCAGCCUCUGUAAGGCCCAAAGACUCACUCACAAAACUCCUCUCCCUUCCUUACAAAACACUCUCAGACAUGCUCAAGAGCUCGGCUUUGGACCUCAAAGAAACGGUGGUGAGGCAGACAUGGGGAUUAAGUGGAAAGCGUGUGGAAGAUUAUACUUUGUACACAGGGGUUCUUGGGACUGCCUUCUUGGCCUUUAAAGCCUACCAAGUCACCAAGAAUGAAAAUUAUCUUAAAUUGUGCUCUGAGAUAGUUAAAGCCUGUGAUUCUGCUUCCAGAGGAUCUGAGCGGGUGUCAUUCACAUGUGGCCGGGCUGGCGUUUGUGCCCUUGGUGCUGUCGUGGCAAAGCAUGCUGGUGAUCAAAUGUUACUUGACCGCUACUUAUCACAAUUUAAAGAGAUCAAGCUGCCUAGUGAUCUUCCAAAUGAGUUAUUAUAUGGUAGAGCUGGGUUCUUAUGGGCCUGUUCAUUCUUAAACAAGCAUAUAGGAAACGGGACAAUUUCUACUACUCGCAUGAGAUCAGUUGUGGAUGAAAUUAUAAAGGCUGGUAGACAAUUGGCUAAGAAGGGACGAAGCUCAUUGAUGUACGAAUGGCACGGGAAGAAAUACUGGGGUGCUGCCCAUGGACUGGCAGGGAUUAUGCAUGUUUUGAUGAGCAUGCAACUCAAACCUGAUGAGGUGGAGGAUGUUAAGGGUACUCUCCGUUACAUGAUUAAGAAUCGUUUUCCCAGCGGCAACUUUCCUUCAAGUGAAGGAAGUGAAUCAGACCGUCUUGUGCACUGGUGCCAUGGUGCUCCUGGAGUUGCUCUUACACUUGUGAGAGCAGCUGAGGUUUUUGGAGACAAGGAGUUUCUGCAAGCCGCCAUAGAUGCAGGGGAGGUGGUGUGGAACCGGGGUCUGCUAAAGCGAGUUGGCAUUUGUCAUGGCAUCAGUGGGAACACUUAUGUGUUUCUUUCACUCUACCGAUUAACGGGUAAGGUGGAAUAUUUGUACAGAGCCAAAGCAUUUGCUUGCUUCCUACAUUAUAGAGCGCUAAAUCUCAUAUCAGAGGGGACGAUGCAUGGAGGAGAUCGGCCCUACUCCCUAUUUGAAGGUGUUGGAGGAAUGGCUCAUCUCCUUUUGGACAUGACUGAACCAUCUGAAGCACGGUUUCCUGCUUAUGAACUUUAAACUACUUGCCAUGUAUUAAGUUAGAAGACGUAAAUGCAUCGCAUUUACUUGUUUACGACAUUCUGAUACCUUUUGUGUUGUAAAUAUUUGAAGUAAAUAAGAUAAAUAUAUAAAAGCAAAAAAUAAAAAAAUAAAAAAUUGUAAGAAA